This is a messenger RNA of Liolophura sinensis, 1881 nucleotides long. RefSeq lists its product as uncharacterized. Bases 1 to 1881 code for a protein of 626 amino acids. NCBI's taxonomy places the organism in Eukaryota, Metazoa, Mollusca, Polyplacophora, Chitonida, Chitonidae. The transcript has 2 exons. The record is from RefSeq and is a predicted model, not a curated record.
AUGGCACCUGAAACGACAAAGCCCACCAAAGUGACAGAGUCAAUCACAAGUGUAGACAAAGACUUAACCACAGACGACAGCUUCGUAUACAGCAGGACGACACCUGGCGAAAAACAGGCUAUAGACUUCCCCGCUAACUUCACGUUCAUCCAAACCGUGAAGUAUUUCGACUCAUUGGCGUGCCCUCGGAUGACGUCACAAUGUUCGCCUGGUGUUCUGCGCUCCUUCUCAAGAGAUUGUUCUCCCUUCUGGUGCCCCGGAUGUUCGUGUGUCGCAUGUGACCUGCACAAAGACUGUUGUGCGGACGCCGCUUUAGACGCUGGCGCCCAAAGUGACGCCUACAAGCAUCACCGCUCCUGCCUGACGCCCACAGCCAAGAUGGCGGACCUGUAUGAGGAGCAAUGGUACUACUUCGUAGACAGGUGCCCAUCUUUGUAUGUAAACACGAGUUUGAAAUACCUCUGUGAGAAGAGACAAUUUUACGUCGACGACAUGGACACAUAUUUCCCGGUUUACAGUCGGCUGACUGGCGAGAACUACAUCAACAUUUACUGUGCGCGUUGCCAUGGUGACGCAUAUUCUCUCAUCCCUUGGGAACCGGAAGUCUUCUGCUACGAUGCUAAACCGCUGAAGGACAUCGGAACGGCCGAAGACAUCGUAGCAGCUGUCUUCCCGCGCGACCAGUGUGUUGUAACGGCAGCGCCACCUGACGGGAUUUACUUCCAGUCGUGCAACGGUUCUCUGGGGAUAGUUCAGAGAUGUAAUCAGUCCGGACUUUGGCAGGUGGAAGACGAAGACGUCGCCACGGCUUGUGAUUCGUACAUGAACAGAGUCUACAUCAACGACGUCUGGUACCGCAACGUCUUUUGCGCCUUCUGCAACGGCGUUCCUAGGUCAGAGGUGGUCGCGGCGUCCUCAAGUCGUAUCUGUGCACAAGAGCCUCUACCAGCGGUGGACACCAAAAAAGGCAGCGUUCCCGUAAUGUUGAGCUACAACGUAAAGCUAAGGACAAACGCGGGUUCAGAGACAAUGGCGGAAUGUGAUGAAGACAAAGUGUAUGAACCAGUAAAGGGCGAGUGCCGGCAGCUGUUUUGUUCUCCUAGCCGUUACGUUCACUCUCACGAGUGUAAGGCUGUGUUCAAGACGGCCCGUGGGGUGCCGUACACAGUCAUUCACUUGCUCACCCCACAGGAUGCUCCGUACCGCUUACAGACCUCCACCAACUAUCUGGCGAGUCUUUACCUGAUCAGUGCGUUGGAGGAAAGAAGGUUUUUGUCAGAUAAGCUCAUGAGCGACAUUGCAAAAAUUCAUGUGUGUUACGAAAGUCACUACAGGGAUGACAACGGUGUAUUUGUCCACUUUUUGGUGGUCCAGAGUGAUGUCAUCUGGAAAACGUCAAGCACGCCUGCGCAAGUAGAAGAGGAACUCCUUCAGACGAUUAACGUCACGUUUUGGUUCGAUAACGUAAUAUGGACCCCAGAGAUUCUAACAGACGGUAGGAUACUGAGCACGGAAAAUAUGACUUGUUAUACACUGUCCUGGUCGUUUUACACCAGUGCGAGUACGAGUACUUUCAAGUACGAGUACGACACGGACUCGUACAUUGCCCUGCACGAACUAACCGGGUGCAAACAAAUCGAGUUGGAACCAAACGAGUAUUCGAUCAAUAUGAAGACGGGUCAACUUUAUGUAAAGUAUCUUAACAUAUCACUGGACAGAUCAGGGUAUCUUAUGGUCGAUGGGAAAGUUCGCAUCUGUGUUGACUACUCAGGAAAAAUAACAAGAAAUCUCAACAGCUCCAGUAGGCGUCGUAUUUCAAGGUGGCUUAUGGUUUUCAGCCUAGUAAUGCUUAUUCGUAGUGACCAUCAUUCACUGGUAUAG